AUGUGUCCAGGGGUGACCGGAAGUACACACGUGAUGAUGUUGAUUCAGAUGCUGCUAAUAAUGAAAGUAUGGUGGCACUGCCAGUGUUCCGUACAGUUCACCAGCACCUCCACAAACCUGCGAAGGGAUCUCCUGACGGACUACGACGUUGAAGUGCGACCUGCCCUAAAGACCCAAGUCUCUUUACAGAUGGUGCUGGUCUCUCUGAACAGUAUUAUAUGGAGGGAUGAAAGGUUAAGCUGGAACCCCAGUGACCACAACGGAACAGACUUUCUGGCUUUGAAAAAGACGGAGGUGUGGACGCCACCCCUUGUCGUGUCCAAUGAAAUGAACAAAGUUGGGCCAAUUGGACAAGAGGGAGUCCCGCUCCGAGUUUUCAGUGAAGGGACAAUGUUGUGGAUUCCUCCAACCAGACUGGAAACAUCGUGUACCAUCGACGUAUCUAACUAUCCAUUUGAUGUCCAAUCUUGCAUCAUCAACAUUACCGGUUGGACCUAUGCAACUGAUGAGCUGGACCUUCAGAUAGACCCAGACAAACCCAUAACCUUAGACCUCUACUCUCACCAUGGAGAAUGGGAACUAACUGACACCUCUGCUUCCCUGAACGACUUCGACGGGGGCUUCGACAAACAAUACCGGGAUAUCCAGUACUCGCUCACUUUCCGACGUCGCUGGCAAUACUAUGGACUGACGCUUAUGCUUCCUCUUAUUCUGAGUUCGUUCCUAAUGGCAGGAGUGUUUGCAGUGCCUGUUGAAUCUGGGGAAAAGAUCGGCUACUCUUUGACUGUUCUGUUGUCCUUCACUGUACUGCUUACGCUGAUCUCGGACAGUCUUCCAGCCAUAUCUACAAGAACCUCAGCUCUGCAGAUCUAUCUGACGUUGUUGAUGAACCUGGGCACACUGAUCACGUUCCUCACGACCCUGGUGCUGUGGUUGUAUUACCGGGGAGACACGAAACCCCUCUCUCAUGGCACUCUACUCCUCUACAGACUCAUGGCGAGAUGUUCCAGUGUUAAACACAAGCGCCGACCCAGAACGGUUCGAGCUCAAGUGACCGUAUCAGACUAUAACGAUAUGUCAAGGUCAACGCGCUCCUUGAAUACACCCAGAAUCCAAACAUGUUGUAAUGACGUGUCGACGGCAUGGAGUGACAAGGGAGGUAGUCCUGUCCAGUUUCAGGGCGGUGGGGUAGCCUAG
Molecule: messenger RNA, 1197 nt
Organism: Haliotis rubra (blacklip abalone)
Lineage: Eukaryota; Metazoa; Mollusca; Gastropoda; Lepetellida; Haliotidae
Product: neuronal acetylcholine receptor subunit alpha-3-like
Exons: 6
Coding region: 1-1197 (398 amino acids)
Biological process (GO): monoatomic ion transmembrane transport; chemical synaptic transmission; regulation of membrane potential
Cellular component (GO): synapse; membrane; neuron projection
Molecular function (GO): transmembrane signaling receptor activity; neurotransmitter receptor activity; extracellular ligand-gated monoatomic ion channel activity
Source: RefSeq, a predicted model, not a curated record